AUGUCAAGAUCUAUUGAAUUAACUAAAAUCAUCAAAUCAAGAUUUACGAGAUCUAAGGAACAGAACUCAAAAUCAUCAUCAAAUGUACAAUCAUCAUCUAAUAAUAUACAAAUAAAAGAAGAAAAUGAACUCAAGUCACAACAAGAUUUAAUCAAAACUUUCUCACAUCCAUUAUCAUCACAAGAAGAAUCAACAGGACAAAAAUCAUUUUUACAAAAACUAAUCUCAAUUUUUAGAAAAUAUAUAUCAUUUAUUGGACCAUCAUUAAUAAUAUCAGUAGCAUAUUUAGAUCCAGGUAAUUAUUCAACUGCAGUAUCAGCAGGAGCAAAUACAAAAUAUUCACUUUUAUUUAUAACAUUUUUAUCAAAUAUUAUAGCAAUUUUUUUACAAAGUCUUUGUAUUAAAUUGGGUAGUGUUACAGGAUAUGAUUUAGCAAGAUGUUGUAGAGAAUAUUUACCAAAAAAAUUAAACUUGGUAUUAUGGAUAUUAGCUGAAUUAGCUAUUAUUGCAACUGAUGUCGCAGAAGUUAUUGGUUCAGCUAUUGCUUUGAAUAUUUUGUUGAAAAUUCCAUUACCUGCUGGUGUAGUAAUAACUAUUGUUGAUGUAUUAUUUGUUAUGAUGACUUAUAGAGCAGAUACAUCAUCAUUAAAAUUUGUUAAAAUUUUUGAAUAUUUAGUUGGUAUAUUGGUGUUGAUUGUUGUUAUAUGUUUUGCUAUACAAUUAUCUGAAAUUCAUGCAAAUGCUAGAGAGGUGUUUUUAGGUUAUAUUCCAAGUAAAAAAAUGUUUCAAGGUAAUGGAAUGACUAUAGCAACAUCAAUUAUUGGAUCAACUGUCAUGAUUCAUUCAUUAUUUUUAGGAUCAGGAUUAGUUCAGCCAAGAUUAAGAGAAUUUGAUGUUAAAAAUGGAUAUGUUAAAUUGAAUGAAAUUUAUGAAAAUAACAGCACCAAGGAUAAAUCAAAUUAUGAAAAAGAAUCUGAUUAUUUUUAUAAUAAUUAUAAACCAAGUUUUAAAGCUAUUAAUUAUUCAUUAAAAUAUUCAAUUAUUGAAUUAAUUUUAACUUUAUUUACAUUAGCAUUAUUUGUAAAUUCUGCUAUUUUAAUUGUUGCAGGUUCAACAUUAUAUGGAACACCAGAAGCGAUUGAUGCAGAUUUAUAUACAAUUCAUGAUUUAUUAUCAAAACUGAUAGCACCAGCAAUGGGUACUAUAUUUAUGGUUGCUCUUUUAUUUAGUGGUCAAAGUGCUGGAAUAGUUUGUACAAUAGCAGGACAAAUUGUAUCAGAAGGUCAUAUUCAAUGGACUUUAAAACCAUGGUUAAGAAGAUUAAUCACAAGAUCUAUUUCAAUUAUACCUUGUUUAAUUAUUAGUUUAUGUAUUGGAAGAAAUGCAAUGGGUAUAGCUUUAAAUAUAUCUCAAGUUAUAAUUUCAAUUUUAUUACCUCCAUUAACUGCUCCAUUAAUUUAUUUUACAUGUUCAAAAAAAAUAAUGAAAGUUAAAAUUACAGAAGAAAUAGAUGGAGAAGAAGAAGAAGAUGAUGAUGCUAAUAAUUUCAAAAAUAUGGCUAAUAAUUGGAUAACUACAAUAAUUGCUAUAUUGAUUUGGUUAUUUGUCUCGGUUUUAAAUGUAUAUGCUAUAUAUCAAAUGGCAAGAGAUGGAGUAAAAGGUUAA
Lodderomyces pseudojiufengensis is the source of this 1665-nucleotide messenger RNA. It is a transcript of the gene SMF12, whose product is annotated as divalent metal ion transporter. The record is from RefSeq and is a predicted model, not a curated record. NCBI's taxonomy places the organism in Eukaryota, Fungi, Ascomycota, Pichiomycetes, Serinales, Debaryomycetaceae. Gene Ontology annotation, cellular component: plasma membrane. Gene Ontology annotation, molecular function: cadmium ion transmembrane transporter activity; manganese ion transmembrane transporter activity. The transcript has a single exon. The coding region runs from base 1 to 1665 and encodes 554 amino acids. Gene Ontology annotation, biological process: iron ion transport; intracellular manganese ion homeostasis.